Etheostoma spectabile (orangethroat darter) is the source of this 2073-nucleotide messenger RNA. RefSeq names its product myomaker, myoblast fusion factor (gene mymk). The record is from RefSeq and is a predicted model, not a curated record. The coding region runs from base 198 to 1055 and encodes 285 amino acids. The transcript is spliced from 6 exons. Gene Ontology annotation, cellular component: membrane. NCBI's taxonomy places the organism in Eukaryota, Metazoa, Chordata, Actinopteri, Perciformes, Percidae.
ACACAUAUGGACUGAGGGACCCGAGGACAUCCAUUUUCCUAGUUGAUAUCACAUUUUUAUUAAUUUAGCACUUUAACACACCACUGAGUGCACACAGUGUUUAAUGUAUUUUCUUAUAAGAUAAUUUCAAAGAUCUUCUAAAGCCCAAGGGAUAUUUUCUUAUCUACAAGUUGAGUUGUGUUUGCUGUCCCUCCACAAUGGGUGCGUUUAUUGCCAAGAUGCUGCUUCCGACAGUCAGCAGCCUGGUGUUUCUGCCUACAGCCAGUGUGGCUGCCAAGAGGGGCUUCCACAUGGAGGCCAUGGUCUACUUCUUCACCAUGUUCUUCACUGCGAUCUACCAUGCAUGUGAUGGACCAGGCCUCUCCAUUCUGUGUUUCAUGAGAUACGACGUUCUGGAGUACUUUAGUGUUUACGGCACAGCUCUCUCCAUGUGGGUCACACUGAUAGCUCUGGGCGACUUUGAUGAACCCCAGCGCUCCAGUAUGACCAUGUUUGGAGUGCUGACCAUCGCUGUGAGGAUCUACCAGGAUCGCUGGGGCUACGGGAUCUACUCCGGACCCAUCGGAUCAGCUGUCUUCAUCAUCACUGUCAAAUGGCUGCAGAAGAUGAAGCAGCUGAGGGGAGUGUAUCCAGAGAAGACAGUGUACACGCAGCAGGUCGGUCCAGGCUGCUGCUUCGGGGCUCUCGCUCUGAUGCUGCGUUUCUACUUUGAGGAGUGGGACUACGCCUAUGUCCACAGCUUCUACCAUCUGUCUCUGGCGGUGUCCUUCAUCCUGCUGCUGCCAAAGAAGAACCGCUACGCAGGGACGGGACAAAACGCAGCUAAACUCAGCUGGUUCACUCUCUGCUGCUGUUCCAUGUCCCCUGGUACUACUAAAGAGAAGACAGACAAGCCGAAGAAGAAGUCGUCUCGUACCGUGUGGACAAUCCCCACAGAGAAGCCGUGGAAACAACGCAGUAGCACCCCAAUCCUGCCUCUUUACACCCCCCCACCCUCCACACCUGUCAAAGGGACCAGCAUCAGCAAGCUCAAAGAGAUGAACGGCUGGAAGUGAACCCCAAAACGUAAAUGUCUUACGUAGAAGGACUUCAUCCUGAAGGACAGGCAGAAAUAGUGGUCGGCUAGGCGCGGGAAACAGGAAAAUCACCAAAUAAUUGUCAGCCAUGCUGAUAAACUUGUAUGUGGCGGUUAAGUUAAUCUUCUUCAGCAGGAAACCAACCAUCAUGAGGAUGUUCCUUUCUACUCCAGAAAAUCAUUGUUGGCUGGUAGAAUAUGUAAGGACAGAAGCAAUUUCAGGAAUCCACCAGUAAUUGUAGCUAGCAGAUAAAGAGGCAAAAGGGCCCGAAAGUGGUUCUAAAAUUUAAGGGCCAGAACAAAAGAGGAAUCAGGCCUCCAGCGUCCUCAAAGAACCAAUAUGAACACAGUUGUCUGAAGCACAUGUCCAGAGCUGAGGACAGGCAGCACGCUACGAAAGAACACACACAGAACAAACAGGGAGACGGUGGCUGAGACAAACCAGUAAAACUGACUGGGAAAUUUAUGAGAAGAGCAAACAGGCAGAUGGUUUAUCUCUCCAAAAUAUAUAAAUUGUCUUUAGAAAUGUUCCUCAGGGGAGACCUUUCGUCUGCUCGCCUCUGUCUGUCCGUGCCCCCUCCUCCUUCUUUUUCCCGUCUCUCUCAGGGAAAGGAAGCACGCGGCUGAAUUUGUUCAUGAGAAUUACAAGACUGUAAAGCACAUUUUACCGUUUUAAUAGUCCUCGAAGUGCCAAAUGUGUCAUGUGGAGCAUCAGAUGUUGGAGCAAGGGGAAGCGACAGCCCAGACGUCAGUCUGUAACCCGACUGAAGCAUCUUGAUGUGUUUCUGUAUCAGCAGGUGGACUCCUCUGUCUGUUGACUCUAGUUAACUAACAGAGCAGCUUUGGCUAUGACUUCUGUCUCUAAUGUGCACUGUAGACGUGUGAUGUUUCUGGUGAAAACCUUUAUCAAUAUAUUGUUAUUUAUUGCAGCACAGAAGAUUGUAUAUUCACUAUAGUGUGUUUGUUAUUGAUAAUUUUGUUAUAUUUUGAAAAUAAAA